AUGGCGGGGGCAUCCGACGAAUUCGAACUCUAUGAUUUGCAUGUUGAGGUCAUCUGCCCCCUCGGCGAGCGGAUAUACUGUGGCGCGAAACCGGGGGACCAUUUCUUUUUACGAGGCGAAAUGCUUCAUUUACCUGAAGGCCAAGGCUUCAGUAUCUACAGUCUUGCAGCGGUGCUUCCAUUAUUGGCCGCAAAGCAACGACCUACUCAUAAAAAUGACUGGAUGACCACGGACAGCCUGAUCGCAUGCCCAGAUCCGAGUUGCAAAUCACAGUUGAAAAUCACCCGCUUGCAGCCUCGCCAGUUCAGCCACGCCGAAACGACAGCAGUGCCUCUCAGUGCAUAG
Molecule: messenger RNA, 345 nt
Organism: Exophiala aquamarina CBS 119918
Lineage: Eukaryota; Fungi; Ascomycota; Eurotiomycetes; Chaetothyriales; Herpotrichiellaceae
Exons: 2
Coding region: 1-345 (114 amino acids)
Source: RefSeq, a predicted model, not a curated record